Messenger RNA from Mercenaria mercenaria, 6554 nucleotides. Its product is annotated as protein toll-like. Gene Ontology annotation, biological process: signal transduction. NCBI's taxonomy places the organism in Eukaryota, Metazoa, Mollusca, Bivalvia, Venerida, Veneridae. The transcript has a single exon. The record is from RefSeq and is a predicted model, not a curated record. The coding region runs from base 1026 to 4487 and encodes 1153 amino acids. Gene Ontology annotation, molecular function: protein binding.
GAGGUUUUCAUUAUUUGAAAUUCUUAUAAAACUGACAUCAAAACAACACAAGUUUCCAUUUCAAUCAUAGUUUACUCUUGUAAGGAUUUAAUCAUGUAUAAAUUAUGUAAAAGAUUUAAUUCUCCUCAAAUAUAUCAACUGAAUCAUUCAAAUCCAAAUUUCAAUAGUCUACAACUGUAUAUCAGUAAUACUAUUAUAAAUAUCAGUUAAUUACCAUAAAUGCUAUUUGAGGUAAAAUCCUUUAAUAUUGAUUGAUCUAGUCUUUUCAGUUCUAAAAAUAGCCAAAAUGUAAGCCAAAAUAUUUAUUAGUUAAAUCAAAUAACUAAAUAUAAGUUUCAGUUUUCCUGACUGUUCUGCCAGCUUCUGCUGAAAUCUGUGCUUAUAUACCGUUCGCCCCCUCCCUGGCAGAAUCCAGCGAGUGGCGUAAAAAUCGCAGAAAAGCUCAGAAUCCCGCAGGACUGCAGAAUCUCCGGCAGAAUUCCACUGAAUUCUGCUGGUAAAUAAAUCACAAUUUUAAAGAAAUCUUGAAUGAAACAUAAUAAGAUUUUACCCCAAAUCAAUGCAACAUCCCAAUGUUUACUACAGACGACCUAUUUAGUGAUGUAAUUUACAGAGCGCCACCUACAUUAGCCUGUACACACUUUACAUGUCUUAAACGUUUAACAUGUGAAAUAAAAGUUUACAGCUUAAAUAAAUGGAUUUAUAGGAUAUUAGAUAGGUAAACAUUGAGAUUUAUCAUUCAGCUUUACAAGGAUACAGACUAUCCCGCAUGACUAUUUAACAGUAAUGAUUUAAACUCCUAAAACAUACUAUGUUUACAUGUACAUACCCCACCCAUGUUCAUAACAAAGCGGGAAUAAACAACUUGCAAACAUUCAUACAGAUUAAUACAUAUUUCAGUAUCAUUACAUUUGAUAACAGUGAGACUAGGAAAUACUGACAAUACCUAGGGGUUACAGUAUUUAUACGCGCAAUGUAUCAUUUAAACGAUUGAUAGGUGCAUUGAAUCUGUUUGGAGGUUACAAAUGGACACAAUGAGGCAAAUAAUUUUAAUUUGUGGAGUAUUUUGUUCCUACACGAGCGUUCUAGCAAUUAAGCCAUGUGCUUUCAGAUCAGUGUUAGGCAGGGAAAACAGUUUGAAUGGAUCAAAUUAUACCUUAAACGGAAAUCUGAUUUUCCUUUUGGUGGGAAAUCAGAACAACUGUUCAAUUGACCUGGAUUUCAUCGAUGAACAGACGCAUGGUCAUACGCUUAAAGAAGUUAAUAAACGAAAUUCUGGUAAAACUGAAAAGUUUAAAGAAUACACAUAUAACUUUCUUUGUGACAAUAACAUGGCUGUGCAUUUUGUUAGAAAUAACAUGAGCGUUGUUGGAAAACUGAAAAUAUCUGUUGCGUUAGUGUUUUGGAUGUGUGAUGUGUAUUUGAACGAGUUGUCGUUGUUUCUAAAAGAUGGCAUUAUUCGGUCAAUUUCACAAAGAAAUAACUUCCUUUUGCAUGCACGGUCUCAGAAAAUAGGUUGUCCAUUUGCUAAAUACAUGCAAAUAAUUGCCGCCAACAUCGAAUGCGAUGACGUGACAUGGACCCAUUUUUUCUGGGAAUUAUGUAAUGAAAUCUUCGAAAAUGUGAAUACUCUUCAGUUGAGAGCAUGCAAGACAAACCAUUUCAGGCUGAAGUCAAAGUUGUUGGUCAAGAAAUUUCCGAAACUUCAGUCACUGCAGCUUGUGAAUAUUGACCUGGCAACACAAAUGAGGUUUCCAUGGACACAGUCUCAUAUUGAUGCUGCAGAUCAAGAUAUCGUAAAAUUUGAAUCCAGUGAGAAUGGAACCAAUAUAACAGUUACCGCAGCGGGAAGAACUAUUUGGAUACGCAAGUCAAAAAUGGACAUCAGUAACAUGUUGCAUCUGAAUGGUAAUAUAGCGGAAAUUGUCAUCAACAACGCAGAUAUUGAACAAAAUGAAAGCCAGAUGUUUAAAUACGUGACUGGACUUCAUAGGGUGGACCUGUCUAGUAACAACUUAACAGAAAUUAACGAACUGCUGUUCAAAAAUCAGACUGAAAUACAAAGCAUCCAUCUUAAGGAAAAUAAAUUAACCAGUCUUCCAUCGCAUGUUUUUAAAGAUCAGCACAAACUGUUAUUUCUUGAUUUGUCUAAUAAUAUACUGUCAUCGAUCGAUUCAAAUUUACUGAGAAACCAAAGAUAUCUUCAAGAGUUACACCUAGAAAUCAACAGACUACAAUUCUUACCAAAAGACUUUCUGAAAGAACAAAUUCAUUCCCUUAAGUAUUUGUAUUUGCAUUCAAAUCCCUUAAUGACGAUCCCAGUUAUGCCAUUCUAUGGAACAAAACUUGAUAUCUUUGAUAUUCAUAAUAGCAAUGUAACUGGAGAAAGCUUUGUGGAACUACUGAAUACUCUACGUUUUUCCGACUUUCUAAUUGCUAGAGUUGAAUGGAAAGAGUCUGAUCCCAGUUACAAAGUUGGUAAACAUCCUCUUCGGCAAACUGUACUUGACUUAUCCUAUUGUAAAAUUAAAAACGUCCCCUUAGAUUUAGGAGCCCAAAAUAUGACCGCUCUUAAUGUUGUACAAUUGUUUAGCUCAUUCCAUAUAAAAACAGACGGAAAUCCGUUGACAUGCAACUGUCACUUGUAUCCUUUGGAACUGUUGCUUUCGAAAGUGAAUGACACGAAGAUGGACUGGACUUGUAUGUAUCCGCAAGAACUACAAGGAAGGGCAAUUGCAGAUAUAACCAAGCACGAUCUUUACUGCGCGGACAGUUAUACAGACUGUCCCGAAUUGUGUAGUUGCUAUGUCAGGCAUGAUUCCUCCAAUUUAAUUGUUGACUGCAGGAAUAUCAAAAUGCCGGCAUUACCUUUGAAAAUGCCCAAGUAUCCUUUGGAAUUAUGGUUUAAGAACGCCAGUGUCUUGAAACUGGAACCAAGAGACUAUCUGCUUAACGUAUCUGUGUUAGACUUGUCUGAAAAUAGAUUGACUUACAUAUCACCAUUAGCAGCAGCAAAAUUAAAAAACGUAGCCACUUUGAAGUUAGAAAGCAAUUACUUGACAACGCUGCCAGUUCAGAUUAAAUAUAGCAUGAUCAGUAGAGCAUCUUUAGCCGGAAAAGCUUUACUGUGCGACUGUCAUACAAGGUGGAUGGCCUGGUUACAAGGUAAACAAUGUCCGAUUACAGACAUUAAAUGUACAGACAAUAACAAGAAUGUGGACAAAUUUAUAAACCUUCCGGAUUCUAGUUUUGUAUGCAACGAGAUAAUACCACCGAGUAUUGCAGAGCAUGUUAUAUUUCCAUCUGUUGUAAUCGGGUCCAUAUUGUUCGUGAUAACGGUCCUGUCACUGACCAUCUAUUUCCAGAGAUUUACUGUAAGAGUUUUGCUUUAUAUGAUCUUUGGAGUUAGUGUCUGUGACGCCUUUACAGAUAACCCAGAUGACUUCAAACGCGACUGUGUAGUCAUCUAUGACAAAAAUGAUAGAGACUUCGUGGAAAAUAACAUCAAAAUACAUUUACAAGAAUCGGGUUACAAUGUAGCAGAUAUGUACACAGAUCCUGUAAUUGGUUUUACGCUUGUAGAUGGAAUUAGAAAGCUUAUUUACAGAUCAAGAAGAGUAAUAUUUUGUAUGACAAAACAAAGUCUACAUUCUGAAUUGAUGAUAACCUUAUGGAACAUCGCUUCUGAACGAGCUAUGAAAAAUCACAUUGGAUCUAUCAUUCUUAUUGUUGACAAAGAUUUUAAAGCUAACUGUACCGAAGAAAAUAUGAAAUUAUUUAUAAAAAAUGGCAGAUAUAUAAGGAUGGAUUCUAAGAUGUUGUACAAAAGCAUAGAAUAUCUCAUGUCAUCGAAGAAACGGAUGAAUCAGAACCAACAGGAAGUAAACAAUACUAAAGAAAAUUACCUUGAAAUUAAUCAAAUUGGUGAAAUUCAUUUAUGUGAACAUAAUCCAUAUGCUGCUGCAGGCGAUGUUCAGGAAAAUUUGACGGAAGGCACACAUGACACCUAUAUUGUCUAUCCCGACGUUAUAGAUGAAUUACACCAGUUAACUAGGUACGAGAUUAUCCCAUUCCUUCGAGAAAACAAGCAGAAUGUGUGCGUUCUUCAGGAUGAAUUUGUAUUUGGAGACGAUAUUAGACUCUGUAUUGAACCUAAACUUGACGAAGCAAAGCACGUGAUCUUCAUCAUAUCAAACGAAACAUUGGAAGAUGACGUUAGUCAGUUCGUAUUGACCACCAUUCUUACCAAAGCUGUUGUAAGUAGCAGUAAUUUUCUGUUGCUCUUCACAUAUGGCCAGACUGAUGUGGACAAAAUGCCGGAAAAUUUGAAGAAAUAUGUAAACAGUUAUAUCACAGCUAGUGUAAAUGAUCCCAAAUUUAAAGAACGUAUGCUAGAAGCUCUCAUGUUUGAAGAAAACGGCAUUGAUAAAGAAGAUACUGACAGUUUAUUAACAGAAAAUGAUAUAGAUGAUGCCAGUUGGAUUUGACAAAGUAACUAUGUCGUAUUCUUAGAGCAGAAAUAACACUUGAAGUCCACAGUGCGAUAAAUGAAUUUAUGUACAUGGCUAGACUACUAUCUUAUUAUAACAUUAAAAAAGUUAUGACUUCGGGACGAGUAAUACAUAAUUUUAUUUUUACAAUUGUGUGGCCGUGAUACAGAUAUGAACCAUACAUGAACGUGAUUGAUAAUGAAUAUUUGAGAAAAUUGUUUUCUGGUUUUCGUUUGUUGGUCCAUCAUGUUGUUACUGAGACAUGGCGAGACAAUAGAACUGACAGAAUAGCUCGAAUUUGUUGAAUGUAAUACAGAAUAUCACUUUCUAAUGACAUGUGCUAAAUAGAGAGAAAUCAGUAAGCGAUUUACGAAGUGUAUAUCUUGGCCAUCUGUGAAUUUAUUAAUACCUUAAGUUUGGCUGUUGUUAGAACAUGUAAAUUGCUAAGACAUAACGUAAGAGUUUUAAAUCUCAUUCUGUAACUAUGCUGAUUCAGUUUUAUAAAUUUUGCCUGUUCGUUUACCAAAGAUAUGUAUAUAUUUUAAGGACACUUAUGGGGCUAAACUGGCAUUUAUGUUUUCGGACCUCUGAAACAUUGCAAUUACAAGUUCAAAUUUAAAACUUGAUUUUAUUUCCAGGACAAUUUAAAAUCCUUGACUUGUGUUUAACACAGCAUAUCCAUGUUUGGAACUGCCUAACUUAAAAUCUGUCACAGAAAUAACGUAAAUAAAUUUUGCCACACGUUACACGUUUAAGGGUAUCUUCUCAUAAAUUACAAAUAGAAGCUGGAAGAUGGGUAAGACCAGUUAGAAAACCAUUAGAUGAAAGGAAAUAUAUUAUCUGUCAAAAAUUAGAAGAUGAAUACCAUUUUAUAAUAGAAUGCCAUAUCUAUAAUGAUUUAAGAAAACAAUAUAUACCAAGAAAUACUGGAUUAGACCAAAUAUGUUUAAAUUUAUAGAACUUUUGAAUUCCGAUAUCACAAGAUGAUACAGAAAUUAGGAAUAUUUACAUUUAAUGCAUUUAAACUUAGGCAGUCUUUUGUGUAAUACUUUAUAUUAUUAUGUUUUAUAUUAUGGUUGUAGUGAAAUGUUUGUGUGUUCUUUCAGGUCUUGCAUUUCGUUUCGACAACUGAUUGUUCUAUACAUGUUGUUAUUUAAAUGAACUGUUAGACGGUCCAUAUAUAAAAAAUGUAAUGUAUUAAUAUAUGUUUUGUAUGAAAAAUGCAAUUUUGUAUAAUCGAUUAUGCUAUAGUAUUUCUGGAUCUUUACAUUAAUUGAAUUUUUCUAAGUAAACUUUUUCAUAAUAAAAUAGGUAAGUAUAUAUGUACUAGUAGGUAUAAAAUAUGACACCAUCCAAAUGAGACAUUAGGAGAUAUUGGGCCAAGUAGUGAGGGAUAUUAAGUGGUUAGUACCUAUGUAAUUUCUCUACAGUUCCGACAGUUUGAUGAAAUUUACUUAUCGUCAAUGAUUGUAUACUUUCAGACUCUUUUUUUUCCAAUUCCAUUUGGACCGUAAAACAUCUGAUAAUACUUUGUAAAUUGUAACUAUUUUUACUUGCAAAAUCUCAUUGUGCCUCUGAUAAUCUCUGUUAACAGCUGAAUAUAACUUUUGUGGCUUAAUAACUAUGUAACCUGGCCACUUUUUUCAAUCCUUUCUGACCGUGACAACAAUAGAUUAUACUAUGUAAAUUGUAACUAUUUUUACCCGCUAAAUUUCUUAGUGCCUCUGAUGAUCUCUGACAAUGGCAUAUAACUUAUGUGAUUAGAAAACUAUGUAACUUGUGUAACUUGUAACUGUCACAUUUGUUCCAGUACAGCUUGUGUCUCUGAUAAAACAAAAUUGAAUGAUAUAUAUUAUUGAAAAAUAAAUGUAUCUAUCUCCAUUUUUUGGUUCCAUUGAGACCCUGACAACAUCUGAUAAUACUGUGUAAAUGGUAUGUUCACUUACUAAAUUUCAUUGUGCCUCCGAUAACAUCUGUUAAUAACUUUCGUUUGCUUACCAAUAUUUCAUAUGUGGCUAUAAACUGUAUAAUGUUUAAUGCCGAAAUAAAACGUAUUGUAUUGUA